AUCUUCCUCGCCUCUCACUGUCUCUCUCUCUCUUGAGUCUUCAUCAAUUUUUUAAGUUCUUAAUUUACAUUACAACUCAAUGGGAUUAACCGGGGCGGUCGCUAUCCUCCUCAUAGCCUCAUUCCCUGCCAUCUUCGCUGUGACUUUCCAGGUCGGCGAUACCUCUGGUUGGGAAAGUGGUGUCGAUUACACGACUUGGGUUAGUGGAAAGACUUUCAGAGUCGGUGACACUCUAGAAUUCAAAUAUGGUCCUACACACUCGGUGUCCGUGGUUGAUAAAGCAGACUUCGAUGCUUGCGACAGUAGCGCAGCAACAGAGGUCUUCUCCGAUGGAGACACUUCGAUCGAUCUUACAGGAGUUGGAACUAUACACUUCAUUUGCCCUACUCCUGGUCACUGCCUCGGUGGCAUGAAACUCGCCAUUCCCGUGCUCGCUGCCGUUUCCUCUCCGGCCACUCCUUCACCACCGUCUUCUCCAAGAUCUUCACCGCCGCCUUCUCCUCGGACUCCACCGUCUUCCACUCCUCCGCCGCUUGCCCCUCGCUCUCCUCGCAAACCUAAAACACCGUCUCCAUCUGCUUCUCCACCGGCUAAUGAAUCAGAGUCGUCGACGCCUUCGCCCUCUCCAUCGCCGACUUCACAGCAGUCUCCAUCGACGACUUCACCGUCUCCAUCGCCGCCUAACGCGGCGUCUAAGGGAGUCAUGAGCUAUGGAAUGAUUGGAGUCACGAUGGUACUAAUGUACAAUAUAAUGAGCUAA
Molecule: messenger RNA, 760 nt
Organism: Eutrema salsugineum
Lineage: Eukaryota; Viridiplantae; Streptophyta; Magnoliopsida; Brassicales; Brassicaceae
Product: uclacyanin-3
Exons: 2
Coding region: 80-760 (226 amino acids)
Cellular component (GO): plasma membrane
Molecular function (GO): electron transfer activity
Source: RefSeq, a predicted model, not a curated record